Molecule: messenger RNA, 1094 nt
Organism: Dissoconium aciculare CBS 342.82
Lineage: Eukaryota; Fungi; Ascomycota; Dothideomycetes; Mycosphaerellales; Dissoconiaceae
Exons: 1
Coding region: 44-709 (221 amino acids)
Cellular component (GO): nucleus; cytoplasm
Source: RefSeq, a predicted model, not a curated record
CCACCUUGCAACAUGUACCCAAAACGUCCCGCACGUCAGCCUCAUGAACUACACCUACCUUCCGACCCACCCUUUCCCGCAGAGCAGCGUGCUCCCCUCCGGACCCACCAUCAUCAUGACCACCAACCCGUCCUCCAAGAAAACCAGCAACCUCGUGUCAAAUCCCAACGUCAGCCUGCUCGUGCACGACUGGGUCUCCUCCCGCCCACCAGCCACCACAUCUGCCGAUCGCGAACGGAGUCCCACCGGCGGACCGCGGAGUAGCCUCGCCGCCAUGCUCAUGCAGAUGAACAGCACGGCCGUGAGCAGCAUCAGCACGACGAUGAACGGGCAAGCCCGCGUGCUGGACGCAGGUUCCGAGGAAGAGAAAUGGUGCAAGGAGCAACAUCUGCAGAACAACACAUUUGACAGCGAUGCUUCUGGCGGUGAAGGAGCAGGAGGGAGAGCAGGAGUGCAUACUGGCACGGGGUUCACAGAGAUCUAUGGCUCUUCGCCGGCGCAGACGAGGGCGGUGACGGGAGGCUCGGGCGACGGUGGCAGGGAACGCUACAUCGAGGACGAGUCGGUGAGGGUGGUGGUGGUGAAGAUCAGUGAUGGGAGGAUCAGCGACUGGAAGGGCGCGGUGAAGGAUUGGGUGAUAGCAGAAUCCACGGGAACGACGACGCAGGCUGGUGCUGGCGCUGGCGCGCCGCUGGUCAAUGGCAUUUGAUGAGAGAACCGAGAUAUCCACGUGCACCAUGAUCCUCGUCCGGCUCGAGGCAGGAAAGAGUCAUCAAAGUCUCGGGGAUACAUACAGUCUCCGGCAUGAUCGCAGUGGUGGCUGGCGGGUGCAGCGCUGUUUUUCUCUCCCAGCCGUGUCUCAUCCAUGGGAGGUGCUGCAUAAUUUAUGCAUGAAAGCACAAAACGGUCACAAACCUGCCCAGACGGAGCUGCAGAAGAAUUUAUGAAAAGACAACGUUCGCAAUGAUCAUUUUGUAUAAUAUCUAUCUGGUCUGUUUGAAAAAGUUAUGCAAUGCGAAAGCUCCCAGUGAUAUGCCCUCCCAGAAGACUAGCGCAAACGAACCCCAUCAUCCAGAAUGCGAAGAGAACAAAAG